UUGGACGGAAGCGGGUGCAAAAACAUAAAAAAAAGUUGGACAGACAUCAAGAGAAACGGUGUUACUAUACGGGGAUUAGAUUUUUUUUUUUUAAAUAAGUGAGGAUCUCGGAUCUCGGUAAAUAAGCGUUUUGAUUGUCAUCAGUCUGCUUGUAGAAAAAUAAACAUCUCUCGGACUAUUAAUAGGGCUCAGAAAGUUAGUUCAGCAUGGUGGAGUUGAGACUGUGUGCUGAAGAUAACCUCUCUCUCUCUCUCUCUGGAGAAAAGGACUUCUUGGUGAAGACUAAACUCUGGUGAGGUCACUCAGGUGUUCUCAGGCUCCAUCAUGCACAACAGUUCAGAUGAUGCUGUUGUUGUAUCUGGACCAGUUCUGCAACGCCUGAUGCAGGAAAAUCUGCGCUAUGGUAACGAAGUCGGUUCAGAGAACCAGGCUAUGACGUCGCCUGGCAACCCCACCUCAGCUGAGAUUGUGUUCCCAGAGACACAGCCCCGACAGGAGCCGCAGGGUCAGGAGCAUCAGGUGGACAGCAGCUCCAUGGAAAAGAACGACAAAGGAGCACAAAACACAGCAGCGAGCAUACAGGUGACUCUUGAUAUUCCUGGGAUUGGAGCAUUAGAUCUUCCCUCAUAUGAGGAGGCUAAAUCGCAGUCUCAGCUUUACAGAGGUCAGCAGGGUCAAAAUGAAGAGCAGAAUGUGGUCUACACACAUUUAAAUGUUCAUAACACAGGAAACAUGCUAACACACCCAAGUCACACAUAUACAAGUCUGAAGAACACUAACCAGGCAUUCAACAAUCCGAAUCCUGACCAGAACACGCAAAUUCAGUUGAGUUUACAGCCCAAUGAACACAUCCCCACCAGCACUAGCUCUUGUCCGCCGUCUCUCUCCUCAGCUCCCUCGCUGUCCUCCUUUGCUCGUGCUGAAGGUCGUUCAUGGGUCCAGCGAGGGUUUGUGGGAGUGGACUUAGGCUUAGCAGGGCUUGAACAGGGUCAUGUCCGGUCCCUCAGUGAGCGCAUCAUGCAACUCAGUUUGGAACGAAAUGGAGCAAGGCAGCCUAGAGAGAUGAUUCCUAACAGCGAAGAGCAAAUGGCGACACCUAUUUCCCCAUCUAGCAAAACUGCCACCCCUCCACCACCUAAAGGUUCUCUAGAUCCUCGUGGUCCUCCUCCUGAAUAUCCUUUCAAAACCAAAGCUCAGUCAAUGUACCCAAGUAGUAUAAGCCCUGGUCCACUAUCACUAGAACAAACCACACACUCUUUUGAAGCUCCUUUGGGACAGAUCUCCAGUCUAAUGCCCACUGUCAUACUACAGACUGGAUCAGGCACACGUUUACCCCCACAGGGACAGAUCGUACCUGCUGAGGCAUUUUCAACUAUGAGCCACGCUCAACAUAUGGUGACAUUCCUCAGUGAAGAAAACCAGAGACUCAGACAGGAGCUACUUAUCCAGACCGAGAAAAUGGGCAAAUUACAACGGUUGGAGGCUGAAGUCCAACGUCUCUCAGAUGCCUAUGAGAAUCUGGUAAGAAGCUCAUCAAAGCGGGAAACUCUGGAAAAAACAAUGAAAGUGAAACUGGAGGGGGAAAUCAGACGUCUGCACGACUUCAAUCGAGAUCUGAGAGAUCGAUUGGAAACAGCGAACCGCAAACUGGCAAACCAAGAUGAAGAAGGGCAGGAGGAUAGCCAUGAUUACCUCUCAGAGAGAAGAGAGAGUUUAAAGGCGAUGGAGAGGCUGGAGACGGAGGCGGAGUCUUUUCGUUCCGCUAAUGAGGAUCAGCGACGUCACAUCGAGAUUUUAGAACAAGCUCUGAACAACGCUCAGAGCAAAGUGGUCAGGCUGGAGGAGGAGUUGGGGAGGAAAUGUGUGUAUGUGGAGCGCGUGGAGCGUCUACAGCAAGCUCUGGCACAGCUACAGGUUGCAUGCGAGAAACGAGAGCAGUUGGAGAAACGCCUGAGGACACGUCUAGAGAGAGAGCUGGAAACACUAAGAUCACAACAGCGUUCUGGUGUAGGUGUGUGUGAGUCCAGUGCCCCGGCCCUGCUGGACCUGCUGAGAGAGAGAGAGGAGAGGAUUCUGGGAUUAGAGGCAGACAGGAUGCGCUGGGAACAGAAAUAUUUAGAGGAGAGUGCAAUGCGGCAGUUUGCCAUGGAGGCAGCAGCUACAGCGGCCGCCCAGAGGGACACAACCAUUAUUCAGCAUUCUCGCAGUGGCAGCUACAGUGAUGCUUGUCUGUGGCCUCAUGAUGAAGAAGAUAAAACAUACAACCGCUGCUGUCAGGACAUAGAGACCAGGAUGAAAGAUCUCCAUGCUCAGCUGUUGGAGAAAAUCGCGAUGAUUAAAGUGUUGCAACACCGUUCACGUCGAGACACUGCCCCACUGCGACCUUCCCGUUCUGUCCCCUCCAUCACCGUAGCAACGGGCGUGCAUUCCCGCCAGGCAUCACAGACUGAAAGUGUACUGCUGGGAAAAGAAAACCCUGACCAUCUUCCUCCAUCAAUACCCUCCUUCACAGCCUCACUAUCAUCCCUCGUUCCAUCACUCUCCUCUUCUCUCCCUCCCUCCUUUACUCCUCUAUCUGUCUCCACUAUCCAUCCCUCAUCAGUAAUGGCAUCCUCUUCACUUCCUCUUGCCUCAUCUUCUUCGCUUUUCUUGUCCUCCUCAGCCACUCUUAACCUUCCCACCACACUCUCUCACUCCCUUCCUCCACUGCCCCCAACUGUCUCCUCCUCUCUUCCCUCCACUCCUGUUUUAUCACUCCAUUCUAAAUCAGCUAGCAGAGACAGCAGUACGCAAACAGGGAGGAGUCCAGAGAAUGUCAAAAUCAUGCCCCCUACAGGACGAGGGAGAACAACAAGAAUGGACUGGCCAACCACUCAGAUGAAGUCUCCUGAGAGUCGAGUUCUCCAGACAGCAGUGCAGAUGAUCAGACCGGCUGACUCGGACCUGCUGGAGAUUCUGAUCUAACACACAUUUACAGAGUGAAUGCAGUCUCGACACUGGAGGAGAGAGACAGACAGACAGAGCAAGAGACAGCAGAAGGGCAGGCAGAGACAGAGAGGUAGAUAGACAGUUUGAGGCUCAGCUGCACCAAUUUUGAAUGAGUAAGUGCUCCUUGUAGAAAGAUUUGUGUUGAUAUUAUACAUAUAUAUUGUGUAUAAGGACACUACUGUUUGUCCUGUUUACCCCAAACUCGUUUUACUGAGAGUUUGUAGAUGAGAAGAUACGAUGAAACCACAGUUCCUUUGUUUGUGUAUCACACAGUAAAUUGUGAACAGAAGUUGUGAGUGGAGAACUGAAGAAGCGUUGAUUUUCUUUGUGUGUUCAUGGCGACAAGUCGUAGCGUGUAACGUGUUUUCCAGACAAAGCUCACAGCACGUAGUGAUGUUCUCAAAUCUUAAAAAAAGGCCAAUAUCUUAAUAUUAUAUAUUAAUAAUAAUAAGCAAGCGCUAAAACCUCCAACAGCUGAGGCUUUUGUUUGCUGCUCUAACUAGCCCAUACUCCAUUUACUGUAUACACGGCCAUUUCUUCAAUCAUAAUUAACUGAUACCUUUUAUUUGUCUUACAUGGAUGUGUGUUGACUCGAUUUCUUUAUUUUUUAUACUCUUUAAUUAUUGCCAAUAAAAAAAGCAGCUGCUUUUCUCUUAA
Molecule: messenger RNA, 3645 nt
Organism: Tachysurus fulvidraco (yellow catfish)
Lineage: Eukaryota; Metazoa; Chordata; Actinopteri; Siluriformes; Bagridae
Gene: amotl1
Product: angiomotin like 1
Exons: 11
Coding region: 325-2964 (879 amino acids)
Biological process (GO): hippo signaling; angiogenesis; regulation of cell migration
Cellular component (GO): cytoplasmic vesicle; bicellular tight junction; plasma membrane
Molecular function (GO): protein binding
Source: RefSeq, a predicted model, not a curated record